UAGAUUGUUCGUGUUGCACUUUUGACACUUUAGGCCUGUUCUUUUUCUCUGCACUACUGCACUAGUGCGAUAAGUUAAAGUGAGAAAACAUAUAUGUGUCUCGCUUUAAUUUAUUGCACCAGUUCAGCAAUGCAGCGAAAAAGAACAGAUCUUUUUACAUCUAACAUCCGCGGAUUCGUGAGGCAACACGUGCUUUCUCUCGUGAGGAAGACUGAGAAAGAGGACAGUGUGUCAAAUGGCUGUAAAUAUCCUGGGGAAAGGCUGAAGACACGGGGAAUAACUCACCAAGCAAGAAGAAAAAAAAAUUACUAGAGUGCCUUUUUACAUUGAUUUUACAAAAUGAAUAAAAGAAAAUUCGAGGACGAUGCCACUUCAACGGACGCCGAAGUCAAGAAAGCUGCAUCUCUUUUUAAAUCUGACACUGGUGAACUUCUACCUUGCGGCGUAAUACAUUUACCCACUGACACCACUGUGAAUAAACUGCAGGAGAUUUGCAACGCUGUGUUGCAGCAAGAGGAUCCUUUGCCAUUGGCGUUCUAUGUGAAUAAUGUGGAAGUUACAGAUACAUUGGGAAAGUAUUUAAAGAAUGACUUUGACUUCCUUGAGGACAUUGUAGAAAUUGUGUACCAACCACAGGCAUUGUUCAAAGUCAGAGCUGUCACAAGAUGUACAGGAUCUUUAGAAGGACACAAAGAAGCUGUUAUAUCUGUUGCAUUUUCACCAGAUGGCAAACAUUUAGCUAGUGGUUCUGGUGAUACAACAGUAAGGUUGUGGGAUAUCUAUACACAGACGCCUCAUUACACAUGUGAGGGCCAUAGACAUUGGGUAUUAUGUAUUUCUUGGUCACCUUGUGGUUCUAAGCUUGUUUCUGGAUGUAAAAGUGGAUUAAUUUAUCUGUGGGAUCCAAAUACUGGCAAACAAAUAGGAAAAGCAAUGACAGGACAUAAUAAAUGGGUGACAUCUUUGUGCUGGGAGCCCUAUCAUAAAAAUCCUGAAUGCCAAUAUUUAGCAAGUGCAUCUAAGGAUUGUGACAUAAGGAUCUGGGAUACAAAGAGGUCGCAGUGUUGCCGUACUUUGUCAGGUCAUACAAAAAGUGUGACCUGCAUAAAGUGGGGUGGUAGUGGUCUUAUUUAUUCUGCUUCCCAAGACAGAACCAUCAAAGUAUGGAGAGCAGAAGAUGGUGUGCUGUGUAGGACCUUGGAAGGCCAUGCUCACUGGGUAAAUACUUUAGCUCUAAAUGUAGACUAUGUUCUUAGAACUGGUCCAUUUCAUCUAGGAUCAACUGCAAAUUCUGAUCCAUUAGUGUAUGCAAGAAAUCAAUACGAAUCUGUAGGUGAAGAGAGACUUGUGUCUGGAUCUGAUGACUUCACAUUGUUCUUGUGGAGGCCGGAGAAAGAGAAGAAAUCUAUUGCAAGGAUGACCGGUCACCAACAACUCAUUAAUGAUGUCAAAUUCUCGCCAAAUGGCUGUAUGAUUGCGUCCGCGUCCUUCGACAAAUCCAUCAAAUUGUGGGAAUCUAUUACUGGGAAAUUCAUCGCCUCGCUAAGGGGUCACGUUCAAGCGGUUUACUCGGUAGCAUGGAGUGCUGAUUCUCGUCUGCUAGUCAGUGGCAGUUCAGAUUCAACUUUAAAAGUGUGGAGUAUGAAGACUAAGAAGUUAGAACAGGAUUUACCUGGACACGCAGACGAGGUUUACGCCGUCGACUGGUCGCCCGACGGUUUACGAGUUGCCUCAGGUGGAAAGGAUAAAGUUUUACGACUAUGGCAAAAUUAAAUAUAAGUGAAAAAGAAA
Odontomachus brunneus is the source of this 1791-nucleotide messenger RNA. It is a transcript of the gene Nle, whose product is annotated as notchless protein homolog 1. Gene Ontology annotation, biological process: Notch signaling pathway; ribosomal large subunit assembly. Gene Ontology annotation, molecular function: protein binding. Lineage: Eukaryota; Metazoa; Arthropoda; Insecta; Hymenoptera; Formicidae. The record is from RefSeq and is a predicted model, not a curated record. Gene Ontology annotation, cellular component: nucleolus. The coding region runs from base 340 to 1773 and encodes 477 amino acids. The transcript has 7 exons.